Molecule: messenger RNA, 4770 nt
Organism: Solanum pennellii
Lineage: Eukaryota; Viridiplantae; Streptophyta; Magnoliopsida; Solanales; Solanaceae
Exons: 22
Coding region: 217-4536 (1439 amino acids)
Source: RefSeq, a predicted model, not a curated record
GGUCCGGUCCAUCUCCAUGGCUAAUUUCAAUUUUCAUUUGAUGGAAAUGGAAAGCGCAGGUGUCAGCGUGUCUGUUUUUCUCUUUCCACCGAACUCGUCGCAAGCCCCUUUUCUGUCUUCCACCUGUACAGUCUUUCUUCUCCCCAAAUAUUAUACAAAAAAUCAAAUUCUGCUGCAAAAAUCAUUACUAUUUCUCGUGUCUGAUGAGUUUAUAUAAUGAUGGCCAUUACAUUGAUUUACCUUUUCGUCUUCUUCCACGUUUGCUUUUUCUUUGUUUCAUCAUCACUUUCUGAUUUUUCAAUUCUUGAUUACAAUUUCGAUUCCGAUCCAUUCAAAGCCGACUAUUCACCCCCAUCACCACCACCACCCUCUCCACCACCCCACCCUCCAUCACUCACAUGCCAUGAAUUGCAAGGUAUUGGCUCACUCAACACAACAUGUCAGCUCAAUUACAAUCUCAAUUUCACACGUGAUGUCUACCUUGAAGGAACAGGCAAUUUGUUCAUUCUUCAAGGGGUUCUACUCAGUUGCCACGUUCCUUCUUGUUCCCUUACCAUUAACAUAACCGGAAACCUUGAGCUUAAGGCUAAUGCCAAAAUUUUAGCUGGCUCGGUCUAUAUAGUGGCAGGAAAUGCGAGUUUCAUUAGUGGGUCCGUCAUAAAUGUAACGGGAUUAGCGGGUGACCCACCCGAGCAAUCAACCGGAACACCUAAGGAGUAUCAGGGUGGUGGUGGAGGCCAUGGGGGUAGGGGGGCCAGCUGUGUUAUGGAUAAUAAGAAGCUCCCAGAAGACGUUUGGGGAGGAGAUACUUAUUCUUGGAAGUCAUUGGAACAACCUUUUAGCUAUGGAAGUAAAGGGCAGAGUACUAAUAAGGAGGAUAAUUAUGGAGGUAAUGGGGGUGGGAAGAUCUGGUUGGACGUCAAAGAUAUUUUCGAUGCUUGCGGAACUCUUUUGGCUGAUGGAGGGGAUGCUGGAAUCAAAGGAGGUGGUGGUUCUGGUGGCAGUAUUUACAUCAAGUCCAAGAAAAUGAUAGGAGGUGGCAAAAUAAGUGCUUCUGGAGGCAAUGGAUUUGCUGGAGGAGGUGGUGGAAGAGUUUCUGUUGAAGUUUUUAGCAGGCAUGACGACUCAGAGUUCUUUGUUCAUGGAGGGAGAAGUUUUGGCUGUCCCACAAAUGCAGGUGCUGCAGGGACAUUCUAUGAUGCUGUUCCUCGAAGACUCAUUGUUAGCAAUCACAACUUGUCAACAGAUACUGAUACGCUUCUCUUCGAGUUUCCUAAUCACCCUCUCUGGACAAACAUUUAUAUUCAAGAUCAUGCACGAGCUACUGUUCCUCUACUUUGGAGUCGUCUACAGGUUCGAGGACAACUUAGUUUAUCACAUGGUGCCAUUUUGUCCUUUGGGCUUGUACAUUAUGCCUUGUCAGAAUUUGAAUUGCUGGCUGAAGAGCUCUUGAUGAGUGACUCAGUAAUUAAGAUCUAUGGGUCGUUGCGAAUGUCUGUGAAAAUCCAGUUGAUGUUGAACUCAAAGAUGCUUAUAGAUGGUGAUGGUGAUGCAAUUGUUGCAACAUCUUUACUUGAAGUGAGCAAUUUAGUGGUGCUAAAGGGAUCCUCUGUGAUACAAUCAAACGCAAAUUUGGGAGUUCAUGGACAAGGUUCACUGAACUUAACUGGACCUGGAGAUAUUAUUGAAGCACAACAUUUGGUUUUGUCCUUGUUCUACAGCAUCAAUGUUGGUCCUGGGUCUAUUUUGCGUGGUCCCCUUGAAAAUGCAGGUGUUAAUCACACGAAAACAAGACUUUUUUGUGGACAUGCGAAUUGCCCAACUGAAUUGACAUACCCCCCUGAGGACUGCAACGUGAAUAGCUCACUAUCUUUUACUCUACAGGUCUGUCGUGUUGAAGAUGUUUUGGUUGAGGGCUUCUUAGAAGGGUCUGUUGUUCAUUUCCAUUUGGUUAGAACAGUUGUUGUAAAAUCUACUGGAUCAAUAAGUGCCUCUGGGCUAGGUUGCACCGGAGGGUUGGGCAGUGGUGUGCUCUUGCCUAAUGGCCUAAGCAGUGGUGCCGGACAUGGUGGAAAGGGUGGUGAUGCAUUUUACAAUGGAAGCUAUAUAAGUGGUGGUAUUUCAUAUGGUGACACAGGUUUGCCUUGUGAACUUGGUAGCGGAAGUGGAAACCAUAGUUUGCCUAGUUCAACUGCUGGUGGUGGCAUAAUUGUUAUGGGUUCACUGGAGCAUUCAUUGAUAAGGUUGGCUGUCUAUGGUUCAAUACAAGCCGAUGGAGAAAGCUUUGGCAAGUAUAGUACAGAAGACUAUAGAAAGGUUCUUUCAGACAUAGGUCCUGGUGGUGGUUCUGGUGGAACGAUUCUUCUUUUUGUUCAGUCUUUGGUCCUUGGUGAUUCUUCUACUAUAUCAACUAUGGGAGGGCAUGGUAGUCCUAAUGGUGGUGGCGGUGGUGGUGGAAGGAUUCACUUUCAUUGGUCGGACAUUUCUGUUGGAGAUGAAUACCUGCCUAUAACAAGUGUACAAGGCACUAUAAAUGUCAGGGGAGGAAUUGGUAGAGCUCUAGGACAAGAUGGAGAAAACGGAACUCUUAGCGGCAAACCUUGCCCAAAAGGGCUAUAUGGGAUAUUCUGUCAGGAAUGCCCUAUUGGUACUUAUAAGAAUGUAAGUGGAUCUGAUCGAUCCCUAUGUGCUAAAUGUCCAUCUCAUGAGCUUCCCCAUCGGGCUCUAUAUAUUCCUACACGAGGUGGUGUCACUGAUACUCCAUGUCCGUACAAGUGCGUUUCUGAUAGAUAUCAUAUGCCACGCUGUUAUACAGCACUUGAGGAGUUGAUUUACACCUUUGGUGGACCAUGGUUAUUUGGUUGUCUUCUUUUCAGUCUCCUCAUGCUUUUAGCUCUUGUUCUUAGUGUGGCUCGGAUAAAAUUUGGCAGUGGCGAUGAAUUGCCUGGUCCAGUGCCAGCACGUCGUGGAUCUCCAAUUGAUCGUUCAUUCCCUUUUUUAGAGUCAUUAAAUGAGGUGCUGGAGACAAGUAGAACUGAAGAAUCGCAAACACACGUACACAGAAUGUACCUUUCGGGGAAUAACACUUUUAGUGAACCUUGGCAUCUCCCUCAUUCUCCUCCUAAAGCAGUAACAGAAAUUGUAUAUGAAGAUGCAUUCAACAGAUUUGUGGAUGAGAUAAAUGAGUUGGCUUCGUAUCAGUGGUGGGAAGGAUCAGUAUAUGGAAUACUUUGUACUUUUGCAUACCCACUUGCAUGGUCAUGGAUGCAAUGGCGUCGGAAGAAGAAAAUGCAGCAACUGCGCGAAUUUGUUCGUUCCGAAUAUGAUCAUGCUUGUUUGCGCUCUUGUCGUUCACGUGCACUCUAUGAAGGGAUCAAGGUAGCUGCAACUUCAGAUCUGAUGCUUGCGUAUGUCGAUUUUUUCCUUGGGGGAGAUGAGAAAAGGGAUGACCUGCCUCCUCCUCUCCAUCAGAGGUUACCAAUGUCUAUACUUUUUGGAGGAGAUGGAUCUUACAUGACUCCUUUCUCUCUUCAAAGUGACAAUAUCCUGACCAGCCUCAUGAGUCAGGUUUGUAUUUAUUGCCAAUCGGUGCCACCAACAAUUUGGUAUAGAUUAGUUGCUGGCCUAAAUGCGCAACUUCGUUUAGUACGCCGCGGACAUCUGAGGGCUAAUUUUAGUCCAGUUACUAGUUGGCUUGAGACCCAUGCAAAUCCAUAUUUACGUGCCCAUGGCAUACACGUUUAUCUUACUCACUCUCAACCUUCAGCCAGUGGUUAUGACCAGUUUGGACUACUUGUAUGCACUGUUGAAAAUGAACCAGUGAUGCCGUCGGAAAGUGAGAACAGAUCUUUAUUGCUCGAGAAGAACCCACGUACGCCUGCUAAUCGUUGGAGAAAGGCAUUUGAUCUUGUUAGAGUCAAUGAACAUGCAACGGUGCAGAAAAAAGUACCUGGAGAAAUUUUACAUGACAAAAACCUACAGGCUCUUAAAGACCAAUUGACUCUGUGCUACCCGUUCUAUUAUAUAAUUCGGAACACAAGACCUGUUGGCCAUCAGGAUGUUAUUGGUUUGGUCAUCUCAAUACUCCUAUUAGGAGAUUUUAGUCUAGUCUUGCUCACACUGCUACAGCUGUAUUCUAUCUCAAUGCUAGAUGUGUUUUUCUUUUUGUCUAUUCUUCCUCUUGGUAUACUUCUUCCAUUUCCAGCUGGAAUCAAUGCUUUAUUUAGUCAUGGACCUGCGCGAUCAGCAGUGCCUGCCCGUGUCUAUGCUCUAUGGAAUAUCAUCUCAACAAUUAAUGUUGUAGUAGCUUUCAUUUGUGGAUCUGUUCAUUUUCAUAGUCAAUCCUCUGCGAAAAGACAUCCCAACUUUCAGUCGUGGAAUUUUAGCAUGGACGAUAGUGGUUGGUGGAUGCUGCCUACUGGACUUCUCCUAUUUAAAACAGCUCAAGCAAGUCUUAUAAAUUACCAUAUAGCCAAUCUCGAGAUUCAAGAUCGCACACUGUACAGUAAUGACCCUGAUGUUUUCUGGAGGUCAUAAAAGAAAACUUCAUUUGUCAUAUUCUUUUAUUGGUGGUUAUAUUCAUUGUCUAUAGUUUUUUAGAUAGAGACAUGUAUAGGAUAAUACGAGAGAGAGUAGUGUUCGUGCAAGCUGGUAUGUAUGUGGGACCACGUUACGACUCUUGUAAAGGUGUAAGUUGAACAAAACACCUUAAACCGUGAAAAAACUUUUCCUAAUGCAUAUAAGAAGUUGAAUUCUUUUCUGUUUGCGUUA